Messenger RNA from Drosophila busckii, 1261 nucleotides. It is a transcript of the gene Nufip, whose product is annotated as nuclear fragile X mental retardation-interacting protein 1. Gene Ontology annotation, molecular function: RNA binding. Gene Ontology annotation, biological process: box C/D snoRNP assembly. Gene Ontology annotation, cellular component: nucleus. NCBI's taxonomy places the organism in Eukaryota, Metazoa, Arthropoda, Insecta, Diptera, Drosophilidae. The transcript is spliced from 3 exons. Bases 1 to 1224 code for a protein of 407 amino acids. The record is from RefSeq and is a predicted model, not a curated record.
AUGGAGACCGUAGAUCGAGGGCACACUGUUGCUCGCGAAAAUAAUCUUGAGAAUAUAUCACAGACAGACGAGCAGAAAGACAACAUCCCAAGAACAGUGACGAAUACCACACCAAUAUAUAAUGAACCUGCACGUCCCGAAUAUUGUUCCAACUGUGGAAUGGGACUAGCAACUGCACAGGACAUGAAGCGACAUUUGGAGCAGCAUGAAACGUGUCCUUCGGAAGGGUGUAAUUUUGCUGCCCUCGCAAAUAUCUUAGAGCGGCAUGUUGAAGCAAAUCACAUAACGGGGAUAUAUACAAAAGUAAAGAAAGUAUGGACGCCAGAAGAUAUUGCUGCCUGGCGUGCUGAACGUCGCAAGAAGUUUCCAACAGCUGCUAAUGUGGAGACAGCCAAGCGCGCUAAGGAGCAGCGUCAAAAGCGUGGUGAACGCUUGGAGGCCUCUAGGGAACGUUUUGGUAAGCGUGAGGAUCGGCAACGAACGCGACCACAGACUAACAGCAAAGAGCGAAGCAAGCAAACCAAAAAGCGAAGAAAUAAUACUAAACAAACGCCAGCAACUAAACAUACUAAAAAAGUGGAGACUGAAGCGACGAAACAAGAAGAAGAAAUAAAAGUUAGUUCCACAGGCGUGCCUAUGUUUAGGGGCACAAGCCAAAUGAGUAACUACAAGCAUAUAAAAUCGAAGGCAGAUUCAAAUGCGCUAAGCAACAUGUUGGGCAUGUACGGUACAGAUAGCGAAGAAGAGGAACAGGACGAAUCAAUGGAUGACGAUGCUAGUAAUAAGGAUUGUGAGGAUCAACCUACAAAUAUACUGGAAGCUAUGGAGCAAUCAAAAGUAUCCAGUUCGUCAGAUGAAGCGCCCGACGAACAGCCCAUUGUUCGAAUUAAAGAUGUAGCUUCUUCUGCUAAUCAUUCUCCAGCGGAGAAAACUGCAGCAACUACAGACACACCAAUAGUAACUACAGACACACCCACAUCAAGUACUCAUAUUGCUGAUAAGCCCACGUCCAGCAAAAUUGCUCAGCGUCCUGCAGUUAAAAAACGUCAUUAUGGCCUGAACUUUAAGCGAGCGCGACAAAUUAGCAAACAAACCACCAUGCUGUCAAAGCUGCUUGAAAAGGAUAUACGCCAUGAACGGAAUGUACUCUUGCAGUGUGUGCGCUAUGUAUGUGAGCAGAACUUUUUUGGUAUUGGUACUACUAGUGUUAAGGAAACAAUAUAGCUUUUUUGACUACUUAAAAUAAAAAUGUUUGUUUAUU